Mesocestoides corti is the source of this 6417-nucleotide messenger RNA. NCBI's taxonomy places the organism in Eukaryota, Metazoa, Platyhelminthes, Cestoda, Cyclophyllidea, Mesocestoididae. The record is from the annotation of a GenBank genome assembly.
AUGGAUCGGAGCAGAAACACUAUCGCUAACCAAUAUUAUUACACAGCCUUUUUUCGGUUGGAAAAGAUUCGUGUUCUUUCUGUCAGUGACAAUGAACUUACGAGAAUACCUCCUGGUAUCGGGAACUUUUCGUCUCUUGUUGAACUCGAUAUAAGUCGAAAUGACAUUAGCGAACUCCCUCCAAGCCUACGUUUUUGCGAUUCGCUCCAGGUUCUUGAUGCAAGCAACAACUCGCUGAAAACUCUGCCUGACGGUUUCUCUCAGCUUCGUAAUCUUAGAGUCCUCAACUUGAACGAUGUAUCAUUAUUUGAGUUACCAGCUGGCUUCGGGGCGUUGAAGAAAUUGCAAAAACUGGAGCUCCGCGACAACUGUUUGAACAGCCUCCCAAGCACAUUUGGGGAGCUCACGAAUCUGGAGUUUCUGGAUCUUGGCGGAAAUGACCUCGUUACUGUGCCGCCAUCUAUUGGUGCAUUACAAAGUCUCGUUGAACUUUGGCUUGACGACAAUCAAAUGACCUCGCUUCCCGAUGAAAUCGGCAACCUCCACGCACUUCAGCAAAUGGACCUUUCCGAAAACCAACUGACUUCACUCCCAAGCACAAUCGCCGGUCUGACCUCUCUCUCCGACCUCAAUCUCACUCAAAACUUCCUCGACUGCCUUCCUGAGGAAAUCAGCCAGCUCAGCAAUCUGACUGUCUUCAAGUUGAAUCGCAACCAACUCGUCGAUUUGACGCCGGGCAUUGGAAAGUGUCAAAAUCUGCUGGAGUUUUACUUGACGGAAAACUAUCUUACGAGCCUGCCAAACACGAUCGGGAAUUUGACCAAAAUGUUUCAUUUCAACGUAACCAAAAAUCAGCUCUCCGAGUUGCCGGCAGAGAUCGGGAAGUGUGUAUCGCUUCAAAUCCUCUCCAUUCGUGACAACAACCUCCGUCGAAUACCCUCAGAAAUCGGCAACUGCACUCAACUCCACGUGCUCGACCUGGCUGGAAAUCGGCUCGAUCGGCUACCCGUGUCCCUGGCGUCGUGCCCGCUGAAGGCGCUCUGGUUGGUACAGAGCCAGGCGCAGCCGAUCUCACUGCAACGCGCGGUUGACGAGACGUCCGGCGAGGAGUACCUCACGUGCUACCUCCUUCCACAAGAAGCCGAAGACAAAGACGCCUCGCGCAACGGCGUGGCCACCAGCUUGUCCAGUCCUGGUGCAACCUCCAAACAAUUCAAGAAGGAUUUGGAAUCAACCAACGGCACCCUCCUUCCCACACAGAUCCCCUCCGGCUCAUCGUCCAUUGUCAAUCUCGAUGACUCUGCGGCCGCAGACAGAGAGGCCGAAGUUGAAGACGAGGAAGAGGAGGAAAAAGAGGGUGGUGAUUCUCGAACAUCUGGGUCCACUCGCGUUCGAUUCACGCCGGAAGGCGGUGCCAAAACCAGCAGCGAUGUGACCCGUGAGUACCCGAAGACGCGGCAUCCGAUGCACCUGAAGAAGUCCCCAGACGGCGGCGAUGUUGCACCCAAGGCGGCAGCGGCGGCAGCGAACCUCGUGUCCGGCAUCACCGAACGUUGUGACCUGCUGAAUCUGCCAUCUGGAGCCUCAAAUGCUCCAAACGGCUUCACGACAACUUCAUUUUUGGGCGAAACGCGAAAUGUCAUUGAUGACGUCGCGUUAAGACGUGGAGCGGACGGUCCUGGCGUUUUAUUCACGGACCAGGGCCCUUGGACAAACAGAUUUUGUUGGACGAAGGCAUCUGAGCGAUUGAACCGCAACCGCGGUUUCAAUUUCCGAUGGAUAUUUCGUCCACACGAGCACUCAGUGGACGUGAAGUGGCCAGUUGAGUCGACUUGUGAAUUGACCUUUUUCAUGGUAGUAGUCGACCAACGUGACCUCAAGCCACGCGCGCGUGAUUGGUUAGGUGAACGCACAAUCUCGUCUGGUGGUAGCUUUCUCGGCGUUGCCAACUCGUGUCAGGCCAACCACGUUCCCUCACUUCCCAGUGCCGUUCUUGAUUUACAGACGAACAGCAAUGAGCAAAACGGUUCCCGCAAUCAACCAUGGAGGUUCCCUACGUCGACAGCACCAGCUGUGAGGCGACCUUCGGACGCCCAGGGCGACAUCUCGCUGCCGAUCUACCUGCACAAACCGGACGAAAUGAAGCGUCUCGAACCCAGCGCCGUCUCGGACAGUCCGCGUUUUUACACCCACGGCACCAACGCCCAUGCCUCGAACCGUGUUGAAGUCGUCAGCGACUACCUUGGAAACGGAAGCUCCGAUCUCGCCUCACCCGUGUCGUCUGGCAGCUCCGGCGGCAUUGACGAUCUCCUCUCCGCCAACGUCCGACCUCCCGUCCCCCACGACGACGACGGCGCGUCGCCAAGCCGACAAAGUCGUUCAGCUGGCGGUGGUGGUGCUAGUGUUGCUUUCGCCGACGUUUCCACGCCAAAGGGCGUCGUUAAUCAGCGAGAUGAGGAGGAACAAGCCUACAGCAGUGGCGGGGAGGAGAUCGAUACGAUUACGAAAUCCGUAGUCUUCAGUAACGAGGUGAUCGACAAUGAGGACCACUCGAAUCAGAAGUUAAUACGUCGUGACACCCCGCACUACACAAAACGGGCUCGCAUCCACAGUAAGAAUUCCGAUGGUACGCGUCCAGUUUGCCUUGAAAGGGCGUGUUUGAUCUCCUCAGUUGCCUCCAGGGUCUACGUUUCAUUGCAUUUUUUUGGUUUUAUUGCAGUAAAUAACGAAGAGGCGGUGCUGAAACUGUUGAAGAAGUACCACGACCCGCUGGUGGCGGACUUUUUUGCCGACAGUUCGAAUACGGAGAACGCUAAGGUACUACUUUUCACCUACGCCGCAUUACUUGCACCACAGCCACCAAAAAUCUUUUUCAGACCAAUUGGGACGAUUUUUGAUUGUCUCGUGUUUACGAAAACAAUCUUACCACGUGUCUAUCACUCUUCCUCUAUCAUAAUCGCGGCUAUUAUAAUGUGUGAUGAUGAACAAAAGCAUCUUUCUUCGUUGUGUGCGCGUUCAAUUCGGCCAGACAUCACGACAAGCCUUUUCAGACAGUUCGUGCUAGUUACGCCUCUUUUAUCCAUCGUGUUCCGCUUGCAGUCCGGCAACUCGCUGCUGAUGGUGGCAGCAGCAGCAGCCGCCGCCGCCGCCACGAACUCCGGUGGGUCUGCCUCGCCGGACUCGCAGACGUCUGCGUCCACGUCGGCGCCCAAGUCCGAGCAGGUGACGCUUCACAUAACCCUCGAGCGGGCACCGGGUGGCGGUCUAGGCUUGAGCAUCGCCGGUGGCGUUGGUUCGGUGCCUUUCCGCGGCCUCGAUCAGGGCAUUUUUGUCAGCCGCCUUGCCCCCGGUGGACUGGCCGAGACCUCCGGUCUAAAAGUUGGUGACAAACUCCUCGAAGUGAAUGGCGUGAGCAUGGUUAACGUGGAGCAUCAGGUGGCGGUGAGCGCUCUGCGGACAAACGCCACACGCUUCAAGCUGCUUUUGAGCCGUGAGGUGCCCGUUCUCACACAGGUCGCACCAGCUGACGCUGCCCUUCCGCUAACCUCAAGCACUCUGCCACCUCUUGCUCCUCCUCCUCCGCCGUCGUCGUCCACCCAGCCCGGUCACGCUCUGAUCAAAUGCAGCCUGCAUCGCGACUGGAGCGGUCUGGGCUUCAGCGUGGCCGGUGGUCGUGGCCUCCUCGGUCCCCAGAGUGACACCGCGGUCGAGCACUUGGGCAGCUCAGCAUUUAAUGUCUGUUUCCCUGUGUCGAAUUCAGCCCCAUCUAAACUUCCUCGAGGUAAGGCGAUAACCCGCAUCACCGCCCACCCGCACAAAUUUGAUCACUGUUUAAUCGCUGUGCCAAAACCGAUCUCUCACCCCUCUUCGUUGUGCUCCUUGAUCGGUCUCCCUCCCUCCGUCCCCCCCCCCGCCAACUUGUUGUUGUACCUGUCCCCCCUCCCCGCUUCUUUUACCUCGUUCCGCCGGGUUGCGCGCUCGCUCGCGCUCUCGUUAAUCCUGGCUUCGUUUUCUGCACCACCCAACUCCUGUGACUCACUCGUCUUUCUUUCUUGUCCGCUUAGACCAUCUACAUCAGUAGAAUUGUCGAGGGCGGGGCGGCCGACAAGUCGGGCAAACUGCGUGUUGGCGACCAGUUAUUCAAGUAAGACCACUUCGUGUCCAAUAAACGGAGUCGACGUGCGGAACGCCCGCCACGAUCAGGUUAUAACACUGCUGACGGGCGCAGGAUCCAACGUGGAACUCGAGGUGCUACGGAAACUGCCCGCCUCGCACAACGGUGGGUCGUUGUUGUCUCUCAACCCCGGAGCGACUCGCUUCCGCCCCCAACCCCCCGUGUCCGAUUACGGUCCUCAGUUUUUGCGCAAGGAGGACGGCCUGGAGGUGUACCGCCUCACACUGAGGUACAAGCCAGGCAGGAGCAUGGGCUUCGCCAUCUGUGGAGGUUCCGACGCCUCUUCGCUUCCAUUCGGAGCAGACAAACCCGGCGUUUUUGUUUGUCGUGUUCAGGAGAACGGCGAGGCGAAGCAGGCAGGUCUUCGUUUGGGCGAUCGUCUCCUCAGCGUCAACGGCAGAGACCUUCGUCGGGUGACUCACGACGAGGCCGUCAGCGCUCUCAUGCCGUCUGGUGUUGCCGAGGAGUCCCUCAUCCUAGAGGUUCGCCGUGAUCCUCUUCCGUGUGGUCUGCGGGAGAUGUCGAUUCCCUGUCGCUCUGAUGAGCCCCUAGGCCUCACCCUCCUCAGCGUUCGGUCGCCCACUCCUCCGCCUGCUCAGUCCCCUCCACCCAACCACGGGAGCCUCGAGGAAGGCGUCUUCGUGAGCCAAAUUUCGCCGGACGGUCAGAUUGCCAAAGACGGGCGUCUCAAGCCGGGCGACCGCCUCCUCGUCGCCAACUCCGAUUGGCUGAUGAGUCUCGAGCCCCACGACGUCGCGGAGGUCGUCCAGCCCCACGAGGGGACCUUGCGACUAACCGUCUGUGAUGGCAUCGAUCCUGCCCUCUCCAUCCACCAGCAGCCCGCCUACACCACCCUCACCUGUCACAUGAUCGACUGCGAUGGCAAGUCAGAGGAGCGCGUCAAACCGUUCAAGGUGCGCCAGUGCCUUCUAUCCAUGCUAACUCCUCCAAUGUGGUUAGCGCUUCCACACCGUCGUCCAACAGUCCACACCACCCCUGUCUUUCAUCACCCUCCCUCUCAAAUCCGUAAGUUUGCAACCCUGCUCGCGAUUCAGCGUACAUUUUACGAUGAAAUGGUGGAUUGCGUGCAUCCCCUGAUUGAGCGAUCAUCCGGCAAGGGUUUGCGUCGCCUUGUCAUCCAGCAGAGCGUUCCUUCCGUGGAAGUUCACGAUGUGCCCGAUACCGCCACCGCCAGUGGACAUCCUUGCGUCACGGUCGAGCCUGUAGUGUCGUCAACGCCUAGCCAGUUCGAUUCAGCCCGUGUUUCGAAUGUAGGCUUGGAUGGCCACCUGCUUGUGACUGCGUCUGAAGUUGGCGAAGAUCAAUCCGUACUGCGGUGUGUGACGAGUUCUCUAGGCCCACCCACGGUAGCCGCGACCCCGUCUACGUUCAGUUCGGACUGUGAGGUUGUUCAAUGGCAACUUGUCCCAGCACCAACACCGCCACAACCCGCUCCUGCACCCGUUCUGGUCGAUCCCGACAACAUGGAAGUCGACGUCCAGCACCCACCUUGUGUGUCGCCCAGGGAAUCCGAUGACACAGAACUCGACAGUAUCGUGUCCGCCAACAAACCCGCCUCAUCGACGACCACCAAACCGAAGAAGCGUAUUGCCAUGGGCCUCCUUGAACGCAUUCGGCGUUGGCAGGCGGACAGGGAUCGCGCCGAAGGUGUGGACCGUCCGCCACCCCUGAGACCUCCGCGAUUUCCAGUCCGCGCCCGCACGAUAGGCAGCGAUAUUAGCGAUUUCAGCAUCACCCCAUCCGAACAACCUCUGCAUCCGCAUGUCAUGGAGAGUGAGCACGCCUCAAUCACCCCCUCCUCGUCAGACUCAAUAAUUAACCAUAUGCUGGGUAAUCUAACUCGACAAGAACCAACUCCAGACGGUCGAGUCUCUGGAAAUAGACCCUCAACUUUGGUUGAAAGCACCGAAGACGAGGACAUUGAUGAGGAUUUUGCGGGCGAAUCGGAUGAUUCUGAGAAGGAGGUGGCAGUCUUUGCUCAGUUCAUCGAGUUACAAAGAAGUCCGACGCUGUGUGGAGCUCCUGUCUGCAGUGUUCCAACCGACUUUUGUGGCUGGAACCGAAAAUCCGGUGGUCAGACCCUUCCAAAUGACUGUAGACACAACGACCAAGCACCGCGCAAGUCCACCGACCACGACUCGCGGUUCUCGCUUGAAAAUCCCGAACCCAAGGUAUCCCGAGUUGCCGUGUUCUGGAGAGUUUCGUGUUCUGUUUUUGUUUGA